Molecule: messenger RNA, 2813 nt
Organism: Haplochromis burtoni (Burton's mouthbrooder)
Lineage: Eukaryota; Metazoa; Chordata; Actinopteri; Cichliformes; Cichlidae
Gene: chst2b
Product: carbohydrate (N-acetylglucosamine-6-O) sulfotransferase 2b
Exons: 1
Coding region: 586-1983 (465 amino acids)
Biological process (GO): sulfur compound metabolic process; carbohydrate metabolic process; N-acetylglucosamine metabolic process
Cellular component (GO): Golgi membrane
Molecular function (GO): N-acetylglucosamine 6-O-sulfotransferase activity
Source: RefSeq, a predicted model, not a curated record
AUGCGCUCUCUCGGAGGGCGGGUCUUGGUCCUGCUAUUCAGAUUGAAUCGGCCCAGUUUGUAUUAGUUGGACGAGCAGAAGAACGAGACGGAGAAACGUGUAAGAGCCCUAACUGCGGAUAAAAGCGUUUCUCUGCUCCAUCAUGGCAGCUGCGGAGUAAUUUAGAGGAUCCGGCCCGUCGCGCGGAAUCGUGACCGACGCCCGAAUCCACCGCAUUUCUGAGGAUGUUCCAGCUGGUAACUGCGCGAGGAUGCUUCCGCUGAACGUGCUCAAACUGGGCGUCUGUUACAAUGCUGAAGGCUUCUUGGUUUUUGUUUUGAACGCGGGCCAAACACAGAAUCACUGCAAAGCCUGAUAUGGACAACUUUAACGCUCCUCUCUUCUGCCAUUUCUAUGACGAACAUUGCGCAGUGCAGUGAAAAAGCUAUAUCGUUUAGUGGCUGUCGAACUGGUGCCGAAUACAUUACCUAAUUCAUCUGGGUGUUAAUUCCCGGUGCAGCCCAUAAACACACUACCGAGCGUGUUGGUGCACAGUCAAUGUAAGGAGCUUCGUCCAGCGGUGAGAGCCACUCUCCGAGGGUACAGAUGCGAGGCAAACAAUAUCAUCAACCACUGAAGUUGACAGCGCCUUGGGAGAAGGAUGCAGGCUUUGGAAGGAAGCUUAAAACAUACAGGAAUCAUACCAAGAUAAUAGCACAGCCUGGGAUCGUGAUGAAAGUGCUACGCAGGAAGAGGAUUGUGUUAUUUAUGGCCUAUUUGUUACUGCUCGUGCUCACUAUGCUUAACUUGGCUAAUUAUAAAUGGACUAAGGAGCCGCAGCAGUGUAAUCAUCAGAUGAGGAGCACCACUUAUCAGAGCAGAUCUGACAUUCGCUUCCUGUACAGACCCUCGCUGGCUAAGAAGAGGCAGCUUAUCUAUGUGCUGACCACCUGGAGGUCAGGCUCUUCCUUUUUUGGGGAGCUGUUUAAUCAAAAUGCAGAUGUGUUCUUCUUGUAUGAGCCAAUGUGGCACAUCUGGCAGAAACUGUACCCCGGUGAUGCCGUGUCAUUGCAAGGGGCGGCCAGGGACAUGCUUAGCUCCUUAUACCGCUGUGAUCUGUCUGUUUUCCAACUUUACAACAGCCCGGGAGGUAAGAAUUUCACCUCCCUCGGACUGUUUGGGGCCACCCUCAAUAAAGUGGUGUGCUCAUAUCCCCUCUGCUCAGCCUAUAGGAAGGAGGUGGUGGGGAUGGUGGAUGAUAAGGUGUGUAAAAAGUGUCCCCCUCAAAGCCUUAGACUGUUGGAGGAAGAGUGCCUGAAAUAUAGCACCAUAGUCAUUAAAGGGGUCCGCAUAUUGGAUGUAAAUGUGCUGGCCCCGCUCAUGGAGGAUCCGUCCUUGGAUUUGAAGGUGAUACACUUGGUUAGAGACCCACGGGCAGUAGCCAACUCCAGGAUCAAAUCCAGACACGGCCUGAUACGGGAGAAUUUACAGGUGGUCCGCAGCAGAGACCCCAAACUUCGGCGGAUACCUUUCGUGGACCCGGGGCACAAAGCUAACAAGAAGGAUGGCUCAGACUACCACUCCAUUGGAGCCAUGGAGGUGAUCUGCGACCGUACCUCCAGGACUUUGAGGACUGCCUUAAAUCCACCCAGCUGGCUGAAGGGGAAGUACAUGGCCGUACGUUACGAAGACCUGGUCGAAAACCCAGUUAAGACCCUGAGGAGCGUCUACCGCUUUGCCAACCUCACUACCAACCAUGACAUUGAGAUGUUUGCUUUGAACAUGACCAGUGGCUCCAGUUCCUCAUCUAAGCCAUUUAUAGUCUCCUCCAGGAAUGCCACACAAGCUGCAAGUGCAUGGAGAACAGUGCUCAGCAUCCAACAGAUCAAACAAGUGGAAGACUACUGCCACCACUCCAUGUCAGUUCUAGGUUACGAGAGAGUGAGAACAGCCGGGGAGGCCAAGGACUUGAGCAAAUCACUACUGACACACUCCAGACUGUGAAAACAUCCUCACCACCAAAGACCAUUUAAUUUAAUGUUAAUUUUGCAUAGAGUGCCAUUUCCUUAUUUUGUGGAAAUAAAGCUUUACUUUAAGUCCAUGUUCCUGGAUCUACAUCGGCCGCAUUUGGAAUGUACCGUCAGUCAAGCAGUUGCAGCUCCGUUGAAAAGGACCACUUCUUUUUUACCGGAACACCAGACGGGACCUUAGACCUCGACACUGCAACGUCUAAGAACAAUUGACUCAAAGCUGCAACUUUCAGAGAAAAAAAAAAGGAAAAAGAAGCUACUGUAUAAUUCAUGUAUCUUGUUAUGAUGACACUUCAAAGUGGAUGUUUUGGGGAUAUUUUUUGAAUGUUCAAAAGAAAAAAAAUCUGUUUUCCAGUCUUCAUACUGUCUGUAAAAGUGAAACUAGUUAAAGGAAGGGUUAAAAAAAUCCAACUGAUUAAAAAAGAAGAAAAAAAGAAGUUGACUGCUAAUGUUAAUAUUUGAGACGUGUCAGAGACAAUCACUGGAUUGGAUUCUUGUGCCAUAGGUAGAGGUGUGAUCAGAACAGCAGUAGUGCUAUGGCUAGAUUUUACAAAAAGGGGGGUGUUUUGAUUUGGGUUUUUCUUACAUUUUAUUAUUAUUAUUAUUAUUUUUUUUUGUCGUCACAUCCUGACAGGAUGAUAUCAUACACUGUGGACAAUGUCAUAGCUCCAGAUUUGGAAAAGUCUCUCUGUUGGUGUCAGCAGUCUGCUUGUUCUACCAUUUCCAAUGUUUACAAUUGCUUGCUCUUAUAAAAAAAAACACAUCUGGGAAUAUUGCAUUGAGUAAAGUUCAUAGUUAACAAUA